Molecule: messenger RNA, 3561 nt
Organism: Lates calcarifer (barramundi perch)
Lineage: Eukaryota; Metazoa; Chordata; Actinopteri; Centropomidae
Gene: msl1b
Product: MSL complex subunit 1b
Exons: 9
Coding region: 217-1818 (533 amino acids)
Cellular component (GO): MSL complex
Source: RefSeq, a predicted model, not a curated record
AAACCUUCAAAACACAAGAAAUGGCCAGCCAAUAAAUUACGCAUGCGCAGUAAUCGGCGCUUUAAAACAAGUCUUGAGGAGGGAACAUGAAGGCAGUUGCAGGUGGACUUGAAUUGUCGUCGAGGAUGUCCGCUGCUGAGUUCAUAUGGGAACCACAUAGCCGUGAUUGAAUUGCAUCGCCGAGGCGUUGCAGGAUGAAAAGUCUCUGUGUUCGCCAUGACUCUGAGAUCCACGCUGUUUCCAAAGACGGGAUCCAAGCAGAGCACUGACUCCAUCGACACUGACAAAACGCGUAUCGGGGCCACUACCGUGUGUCCCGUGAGCCUGAAGAGGGAGUCCCGCGACUUCGUCAUAGAUGCUCAAGACGUGCAGGGGGGCCAGAUCCCGAGCAAAUCAAAGGUCCUAGACCAGAAUUACAUGACAAGCAAAGUUGCCCUCGCUGCCACAGUUGCAGAAGUAGUUCAAGGAGAAAAUAAAACUGUGGGGGUAUUGUCCCCUGUCAGACCAAUGGGGGGUGAGGGAACCCCGGUGAAAGGUAAACCCCUCUCUGUUGACAACAUGGAUAACCCUCAGAUGGCUGUGAACAAUAACCCUAAGGAUGCUGGUGCUGAUGACAGCGUGAAGGGGGUUGUCCCUGGAGUCCUCGGCACCGCAUCCAUAGAACUCUCCUCUGAGGGCAAGUGGAGGAACAUCAGGAAGACCCCUGCCAAUCCCCACACGCAGGCCAACUGCCUCCGACAGAUCCUCCUCCUGCAACUGGACCUCAUUGAACAACAGCAACAACAGCUGCAGUCCAAGGACAAGGAGAUCGAUGAGCUCAAGGCAGACAAGGAGACACUGCUUGCGCGUAUUGAGCGCAUGGAGCGUCGCCUGCAGCUUACGAGGAAGGACCCGCCACGUGACAAGCGGCUUUUCCAGCCCCUGGAGCCAUGGACCCCCGACAAAGAGGACAUGUGGGAUCUGGAUGUAGAGGAGAGUCCACAGCCCAACCAAGCCACUCCACUCCCCUUUAGUCGGGGUGGUAAAGGUCAAAAGAGGAAGUCUUGCUUUGGAGAUCCAAAAGUCCAGAAGUCACGGGGCAAAACUGCCAAGCUUAGCCCCCAGAAACCUGAGAUUCAGCCCGGCUCUCCCAAUCAAAGAGAGCUGCGCAGUAAGGAAACCCCAGAGAAGACAGUUCCCAUGAGGUCUGGGACAGAAAGGGACAUUUUGCUUCCAUGCAAAGAGGAGCCUGAGCUGAGCUGCCAGAUGGAAGAUCUGCCCUUCAUGUCUACCACAGAGAUGUAUCUCUGUUGCUGGAACCAACCUCCUCUGUCCCCUCUGCGUGAGACUUCCCCUAAAAAGGAGGAAGAGGUGGCCAGUGAGUGGACUCCUCAUGUAGUACAUGAUAUGCUGAUUGUUUUUCCAUCCUGGAGAGAAAAUUACAUAGAGCCUUUGGACGAUGACUCCUUCAGCUCUGCUGAGCCGCUGGACGAUAAUGUGUUUUUGAAACGCCACUCGAAGCUUGAGUUGGAUGAGAAGAGGAGGAAAAGAUGGGACAUUCAGCGAAUCAGAGAGCAGCGCAUGUUCCAGCGUUUGCAGCAGCGCAUGAACAGGAAGAAAGUCGUCCAGGAGACAGAGCCGGAGCUUUCAUCCUUCUAUCCUGACACUGAAGAUGUUGAAACUAUAGUGAUCACCCCCUUCUUGCCUGUGGUUGCGUUUGGCCGGCCGUUGCCCAAACUCACACAACAGAACUUUGAGCUGCCUUGGCUGGAUGACCGGAGCCGGUGUCGCAUCGAGGUGCCCAAAAAACACACACCUCACCGGACCUGUCGGAAGUGAAUCCCACACGGCUCGAUCGGCGGAGAGAAGCCGCUCCACACCCCGAGUUUAGAAAACGCCACAUUUGUCUUGUCUUUGUGUGUGGGGGUAGGGAAGACAAGUCACCAGUCGCUAUGUAUAACUGCUGUUGCUUUCAGUCUGUGGCAGAGUAAAAUGACUUUCCAGUCUCAACAUGUCACCACAGACCAGCUGAUCUCCUGCAGAGUAUUGGGAAAGGAUGGGAGAUAGCUGCGCCAUUGGGUGUCCUUGAUAUUUUCGAUCUCAUUUACACCUCUGAAAGGAAGUGCUUGUUGCUGCAAGAUUACAGUCCCCCCUGUUAGCAGCAUCAGUUUCUGUCCUAAAAACCACCAACAGUUAUAUGCAUGUUCUGUAACAUGAUUGAGAUGCAUUUAGUCAGAGCUGUGCCAUCUAAAACUGACUUUAUUAAACAAAAGUGGAGUUUCUUUCAGUUUUUAUGCGUAGUCUGCUGACAGGAAAAAAUGAGGACUCUAAUCUUGAAUGCAUCUGAGUGGAGGGGGGGGUUAUCACUGUUUGCCAUUUAGACUGAAAAGCAGAGCAACACCGUUACAAGGCUUUUGCUCUGGGUUGUCCCACCACACUCAUUCUCCUGCCUAAGUGGAAAAAAAUGUCAAAAUCUGACUGUAUCGUGCUGUGUUAUUGCCUAUAUCGUUGUUCGCACACAACUUCAAAUAAGAUUUUAUCAAUGUUUAGUGUGAUAUCUGGAAUUUUGAGCAAACACUCAGCAUGAUUUCAUAUUUAAAAAAGAAAUUACAGCUUUUGAACCAAUCUGAUGUAAGCAAAAAAAAAAAAAAAAUAUUGAGAAAAGCAACCAAAUGAUUGUUCUGUGUUGUGUGGGGGUUUUGCUUCAUGAAAACAGCACGGAAAAUUUAGACAGGUGGUAAACCUGGCGUGAAACCCAGUGAUCUGUUCCCAGUUUUCUUCUUAUUACUUUUUUUUUUUUCCUUUUAUGUGAGUUGCAUGGACUCUAUUUAGCUGUGUCAAAAAAGAUGGUAGCAUGGCUUAACCCCAGAAUGGAGAAUAAUCUCUGCUUAUUUGGGCAACAAAAACUACAAAAUAUUGUUCUUGAAAGCAUGAUCUUUUUGGCUGCUCUGUUCAGUGAGAAUUUGCUGCGUUCAGCCCUGAACAGCCUCAUCGUUAAGGCGAUCUGAUAAUAACAAAGUACAGUUCUGAUCUUAAUUUUAGUGUUUCCAAUCUUUACAACGCGCUUACAUCCAGUAAAUAUUAGGCAAGUUAUGUGUAUGCAUUGGUCCUUGAGGAUGCUGUCAUCCAGAGGAGCCAUUUUAGAUGAUAAAUAAGCUUCCUAGCUGUAGUUCUAGCGAUGUUCACCAGUAUGCUCUUUAACAUGCUGCCAGUUAAUCUCUCCCUCUCUGACUUUAAUCUCAGUCACGAUCGCAGUGUUUGAUUUCUGCCGGUGUUUCCUACUCGCUGCAUUUGCUCGACCUGUUUUUACAUAUGACGAUGCAACGGCUUUCUGCAGCUUCAAUACUUCAACUGCCAUGCGUACAGUAUGUGUAGGCAGAUGUUGGAAAUACAAAGUUGAUUUUUUUUUUCUCUGUACAUAGCUUUCAGAAACAAAUGUACAUAAAACAUGGCUGUUAUUUUUUUAUUAUUUAAUGUCGGAAGUGUUGAGUACAUUCAAUAUUGUUCUAUGAUUGUAUGUUGACAAAAUUGACAGUUUUGAAAGUGACAUUUUUUUGGAAUAAAAUUAACUUGUCUAUGAUA